This is a messenger RNA of Seriola dumerili (greater amberjack), 5928 nucleotides long. RefSeq names its product cytoplasmic polyadenylation element-binding protein 4-like (gene cpeb4b). Gene Ontology annotation, molecular function: mRNA 3'-UTR binding; translation factor activity, RNA binding; mRNA regulatory element binding translation repressor activity. The record is from RefSeq and is a predicted model, not a curated record. The transcript is spliced from 10 exons. NCBI's taxonomy places the organism in Eukaryota, Metazoa, Chordata, Actinopteri, Carangiformes, Carangidae. The coding region runs from base 413 to 2755 and encodes 780 amino acids. Gene Ontology annotation, cellular component: cytoplasm; synapse; nucleus. Gene Ontology annotation, biological process: negative regulation of cytoplasmic translation.
UCCAGGAGAGAGGGGCAGCCAAGAAGCGCACAGGAAUCGGCUGGCUCUGGAAAGACCCUUAGCGAAAAAAGAUACUGAAAUCAAACGAACAAUGAACCCCAUCGAGUAAAAGCUUGUGAAAGACCCGCGGCCGAAUACAUUACACACAUUGCCACGUUAACAAAGCUCUUUGGUGAUACGGUCCAGAUCAGAGGCAGCGGAUAGAGAGCUGUGUCAUUGAGCAGGCAGGACACGUCAGGAGAAGGGAGAAAAAAAAAGCUGACCGACUGCACUGUACGAGUCAGCUAUCAAAUCGCCUCUGAAAAGCUUUUCCUGCCGUACUCAUCUUUUCGAGGACACCACCUUGCUUUCAGCCCGGGGAAGCGUCUCGACAAAGACAUCGCCGAGGUCGAAGGUGGUGAUCAGAAGUGGAAUGACUGGGGUGACUGCUAACUCAGUGCAUGCCAUCCUGUGUGCUCUUCUCUCAAUAGGACCAAACGAUCACGGGAUAGCAUUUGUGUGUGGGGGGAGAAAACAAAUGGGGGAUUACGGGUUUGGAGUCCUAGUUCAAAACAACACUGGCAACAAGUCUGCAUUCCCGGUCCGAAUCCACCCGCAUCUGCAGCCCCCACACCACCACCAAAAUGUGUCGCAGAGCCCUGCUGCUUUCAUAAACAGCACCACAGCCGCAGGGAAUGGCACCACGGGAGGCUCUCCCUGGCUCUUCCCUGCCUCUGCCACCCAUAACAGUGUGCAAGACGAAAUCCUGGGGGGCCCAGAAAAGCCCAAAGCACAGCAGCAACAGGAAAUGCAGGAAACGCAAGAAAAGCAGCAGCAGUUGUCCCCUGGGAGUCACCAGGAGGGUGGAAGUGGUGGUGGGAUCAUUUCAGAACUGGAAAAGGCCCGGUCAGAGGAAGCCAAGACAGACAACGGCACAUCUGAAGGAAGUAAUGGAAAGGAGAAGCAGCUACGUCUCGAGUCUCCAGUCCUGACAGGCUUCGAUUACCAGGAGACAUCUGGUCUCGGGGGAACUGGCCCUGUCCAGUCUAGUACAACCUCGUCAUCACUUACUGGCUUCAACAACUGGUCAGCUGCCAUCCCACCGGCGCCAUCAACCAUCAUAAAUGAAGACGUCAGCUUCUUCAACCCGGCCUCUGCCAACAACGGACCCCUGCUGUUCCAGAACUUCUCACACCAUGUCAGUCCAGGAUUUGGUGGGAACUUCUCCCCCCAGAUUGGACCGGCGGCGGCCUUGUCCCAGCACCACGCGGCUCCCCCACCUCACCCCCACUUCCAACACCCCCACAACCAACACCAGCAGCAUCGGCGCUCCCCGGCCUCUCCACACCCUCCGCCGCCCUUUCCGCACAGGAAUCCGGCUUUCAGCCAGUUGCCGCAUUUGUCCAACAGCCUGAACAAGCCCCCGUCCCCCUGGGGUCCAGCCAGCUACCAGAGCCCCUCUCCUUCCCCCGGCUCCUCCACCUCCUGGAGCCCUGGAGGAGGCUAUGGUAGUGGUGGUGGCGGCUGGGGAGGGUCCCAGGGCAGAGAUUAUCGCCGAGGGCUGAACGGCGGGAUGACCCCCAUCAACUCUAUCUCUCCCCUAAAGAAGACCUUCCCUAACAACCACGUGGCAUCCCAGAAGUACCCUCGAAACAGUCCCGCAGGCUUCAACCCCAAGUCCUGGAUGGAUGAUGGAGUCGGUCGCAGUGAUAACAUCUUCCCCUUUCAGGAACGCACCAGGUCAUUUGACAGCUUCAAUAUGAACACUCUGGAGAGCUCCCUGAUUGACAUCAUGAGGGCCGAGCAGGACACCCUGAAAGGUCGUCUUGGGUUCCCCCAUCCAGGCGGGGACAACCCUCUGCCCCUCAAUGGCCACUCCUCUCUCUUCCCUAUGGAGGAUGGUUUCCCCGAUGACGAACGUGGCGAUCAGGGUCUUGCGGGCCUGGGAUCUCCACACUGCUUUCCACACCAGAACGGAGAGCGCGUCGAACGCUACUCACGCAAGGUCUUUGUCGGAGGACUGCCCCCAGAUAUAGAUGAAGAUGAGAUAACAGCCAGUUUCCGGCGUUUUGGACACCUGUUUGUGGACUGGCCUCACAAAGCUGAGAGCAAAUCCUAUUUCCCCCCCAAAGGCUAUGCCUUCCUGCUGUUCCAGGAUGAGAGCUCAGUGCAGGCUUUGAUUGAUGCCUGCAUCGAGGAGGACGGCAAGCUGUACCUCUGUGUGUCUAGCCCCACCAUCAAAGACAAGCCGGUCCAGAUCCGCCCGUGGAACCUGAACGACAGCGAUUUUGUGAUGGAUGGAUCUCAGCCUCUGGACCCGAGGAAAACCAUCUUUGUGGGAGGUGUCCCUCGUCCACUCCGUGCAGUGGAGCUGGCCAUGAUCAUGGACCGCCUGUACGGUGGAGUUUGCUACGCUGGCAUUGACACAGACCCUGAGCUGAAGUACCCCAAGGGAGCGGGGCGUGUCGCCUUCUCUAAUCAGCAGAGCUACAUUGCUGCUAUCAGUGCUCGCUUUGUACAGCUGCAGCAUGGAGAAAUCGAUAAACGGGUGGAAGUGAAGCCAUACGUGCUGGAUGACCAGCUGUGCGAUGAGUGCCAGGGAACUCGCUGCGGCGGCAAGUUUGCACCGUUCUUCUGCGCCAACGUCACCUGUCUGCAGUACUACUGCGAGUACUGCUGGGCGGCCAUCCACUCGCGCGCCGGACGAGAGUUUCACAAACCCCUGGUGAAGGAGGGAGGCGACCGACCCCGUCACAUCUCCUUCCGCUGGAACUGAGCAGAAGACAGAGAGGGAGAGGCAACAGGGGAGCAGGAGGGCAGGUAGUGCAGGAGUCGCAAAUCAUUGUACAAAUAAAUGCACUUUUCUGUUGCUGGUUCCUUUUUGCUCUAAUUUCACCGAACCUUUUUCUCAUUUUGUUAAGUUAAUAUAUAUCUAUAUUUUGAAGAUAGAAAAGAAAAACUGGAAUUAUAUCCAAAUAUGUCCAGCAAGGAAAAAAGAUGUGUAACAUAAUUUUAUUUAUGCGUUUGAUUUUUGAAAUAUUUUUAUUAGUUCUCAAAAAAUACAUAUAUAGGAAAGUUUGAGGUGUGAUAUGGUACUCUGCUAUUCAAUUGGCAUAUUUUUCUAAACAAUGUAUUUGAUUUUAAUUUUGAUACAAGAGGCCCCAAAACAAAUAAUGUUAAUUUGGCAUUUGACGGACUUGUUUUGUAGCAGAGCUGUUUGCUUUUUGUUUUGUAUCGAGUCUCCAGAGCAAAUGCUGUUGAAACAGUAUCUCAUUGGCUAUUUCUUUCUGAGAGGUGUGAUUAAGUUUAUUGAUACAAGAGGCUCCAGAGCAAAUGUGAAUUGAAAAAGGUGUUGCUAAAGAAGAGUGCACUUAUUUCCAAUUCAAAGAGUGCAGAUACGCUAUAUGAGACCCUUAGUUGUUAACCAAAGCUGAAUCUUAAUUAACUUUGACGAACAGAAAGGGCCCACUGCAGAAAGAAAUGGAUUCUUUUUUUCCUCCCAGAUCAAAAUUUUUUAACCUCUCUUUUUUUUUAUGAUUUCCAAGACCAUACAAAUAUUUUGAUGUUACUUGAAAAUCACAACAAAAUUUUAGCAACACAUAUUUGGGUUUUGAUCUCCAUUUUGACAUGCAAAAACUAAUACCUCAAACUCAGCUGCUAAUGUGCCGAAUACAGGUUAAAAAAAAAAAAGAAAGAAAGCAAGAAAGAAACCAUCAUCACCUGCUGCUGUUCUCCUUUCCUUAGAAGUGUAAUCAAAGGGAAGUGAUGUAACAGGCAGUGUCUGAUGUGACUGGUACAGUUUUGUACUCACUUGCUUCAUCACCUCCUUAUUUUUGUAAUCAAACCCAGGGUUGUGCUAAGGACAGAGCAGAGCAUCGUACAGUAUACAGUGUAUUAGGGGAAUGUAUGGCGUAGGGAGGCUACAGGAGAGACAGACAGGCUUACUGCUAAAGAGAUAAAUCCAGCCCCACUCCCCCCCUCCUCAUGUCUGCCUGUGGCCCCUGCUGCUAAGCUAGCAGCUAACAGAGGGUAGGGCCUCAUUCACAGAUCAAAACCCACUUUCUGUGUCUGCACACAGCGGAGCUUGGAUACAGAUCUUUCAGGACUGAGGCUAAAGUAACUCCUCGAGAGAAGGCUGGUUGCGUGGGCAGCCUUUAUUGCAGUUUUCACAGGGGCUACCGCCAAACGGGAGUUGCCUGUCUUUGUUCGUUUUUUUUUUUUUUAAAUGCAUUUGUGCAAUUCUCCCAAGUCUUUAAUGAAAAAGUACUACUUUGCAUCCAACAGUCAGCGACAUUUAAUUAAAGAAGCAAUUUAAAGUUUAUCUGAUUUCCGAAUCGUCAGCACACAUUUGAGUCAUGGAGGGAUCUGCCCUGUCGGCGAACCCUCUAUCCUUUCUCCUGCCAAGUUAAUCCAACUCAGCAUCCAGUGUUUUUGAAGCAUAAAUGAAGAUAGUCUCUGCAGUGUGCUCUACUACUACACACUUGUGACCCACAUGCAGUUUGCUCUUGAUAACUAGAUUGCAGGUCCAGUCGGUUGUACCCAGUGGCUUUUGGGAACCAAAGAUGGCUGUGCAGUAGUGGGUCAUACUGUAGCUCAUUUCUUGUCUAGGUUUUUAUUCUUAUUUUCUUUUUUCAUUUCCUCAAGGAUGUUUUUUUCAUAUAUAUUUUUUCAAGAAUCUGUCACUUAUACCCAGUUUUACUUAACUGUCAAGCCCUGAUGGACUCCAGCGAACCAAAGAUUGGCCUUGAUGAUAUUUAUAUGUAUUGCAGUCAAAACCCAUUAGAACACCAGUGGAAAAACAACAGGGCUCGCAGACACACACACACACACACACACACACACACACACAACACACAACACACAACACACACACACACACAAGGCCUCACACUCUCCGUAGCCCAAAAUGGAGGUGCACGCUGGCACUAGUUUUUUUUAAUUUCAAAUAGGUCUGUGUGUUUGGGAAAACAUAAAGUGCACAUCAACACAGCGAAAGUAAAACUAAUCCUCACAUUUGUUUGACGUUUUAGGUCACUCAGUGGCAUCCUACUAGCCGAGCAUUUAAAUAUGUCAGGGAGUUAGUACAGAAACUUGAUUAUACACACUAGUGAGAAUCCUCAUAUCGGCAUGGUGUCGUUUGCACCAGUUUUGCACCCUGGACAUUAGUUUUGUGGGUGUGGUGGGUGAGCAUUUUAGAAGUUAAAACACUUUGUGAAGAAUUUGCUGUUAAAUGAGAUGAAAAAAAAAAGAUUAUUUUAUACAUGGCCUGCUGAUUUUUGGUACAGUGUUUUCUAGCUAAAUUAUUUUGUCAUGCACAUAUAAACAUUUAUUAUGCACUACUUUUCUAAAUAUUUUUUCUUUUUCCAACAGUCAUUUUAGGCACAUUUUUCACAAAUGGGGAAACUCCUUUUUGCAAUACCUCAAUUUUUCACAUUGUGAAAGGUAGCUUUUGUACUUUUGUUACUGAGAGAUCUGCAUAUAUGGAAAUGUUCAUUUUAAGAAAAAAAGUUGAGUGAUUUCAAUAUAUAUUAUUUUCAAUUAUGCUUUUUAUACAUUUCAGUGCUGAGGAAUCUUUACAACUAAGUGCGCACUUGUGUUGAUGCGACUUCAGAUCUGCAGAGGAGAGACCAAAGUGUAUUGCUCUCUUGGUCUUAGCUUUUCGUACACUAGAUGUUUCCAGUCAAUCUGGUCAAUUACAGCAUGGCGAGAGAAAAAAAUAAACAAGUUGUAAUUUGAAAUUGAUGUUAAUGUCUCUAAACAUGGCUAUACUAGUUGGAAAUGGUAACUUCUGUCUUGGUUUCCUCUCCAUAGAUGGAGCAUAACUUAUUAUAAGGAGAAUGCAAAAUUUGGUUCACGCUUAACGCUGAAUCUCGUAUCACAAGAAUGGAUGUUUGGUGUUUAGAUAUUUUAAUAUUUGAAAAAAAAAAAGUAUAUAUAUAUUCUUGAACU